This is a messenger RNA of Rotaria sp. Silwood1, 534 nucleotides long. Lineage: Eukaryota; Metazoa; Rotifera; Eurotatoria; Philodinida; Philodinidae. The record is from the annotation of a GenBank genome assembly.
AUGUCACAUUUAUUUAGUAGUGAUUUACCAUUACCUUCAAAUACUACUACAACUAAUCCGACACUGCCAAUUGUCAGUGAUAUAAUGGCACUUCCACCAUAUAAUAUAGAUGAUCUGAUUACUCCAAAUAGUUCAUUAACUAAUAUAACAAGUUUACCCAAUGGUGAUACAACACGUUCUUUACUUGCUGGUCACGAUGGUCUGACAACUAACAUCAAUAAUACUACUCAUACAAUAUCACCAUCAUCAAGUGUAAAUAAUACAUUACCAAAAAUUGAUCCUCUACAUGGUCUCCUACUUGGUAAUACAACAGCAUUUGAUGCUGUAACUACUCAACAACAAGAUCAUCGUACACAUAUUUCACCUUCACAGCAACCACAACAGCAAGCAACUGUAGCCGUAACUACGAGUCCUUCUGCCCGUAUGAAUGAUCUUUUUCAAACAAAAGGAAAUACAGAAAAGGAUUCAUCAUCAGUACUUAUUAAUAGUAGGUCAAUUACUGUAUCUAUCUUAGCACAAUUACUAAUGUAUUAA